AUGAAACAUGGUGGAGGGGCCUCUUGUGUUGAUGUUGUAAACAGUGAAGAAAUACCGAAUGCUGAUAUUGAUACAUUUGAAGCGGAAAAGGAGAGAAAAAAGAACUGUAUUGCUUUACUAACAUACGUUGAACGUACCGAUAGCUUGUUAAAUUUGCACAGUGCUGAACGCUACUGGAUUCGUUUUAUACAGCAAAGUGAAUUUGAGAAGGAUCUUCUUAAAUUGACCCGAAAGGAAUCACUUAGUUCUGAUUCCAAACUAUAUGGUAUAAGCCCUAUCCUGACGGCAGGAGGACGCAUAUGUUUUGGUGAUAGAUUACAACAUUCUGAUUUUCAGUUUCAAGAAAAGCAUCCUUGGAUUAUACCUAAAAAAUCUAGAUUCACUGAAUUGCUAAUUAAAAGAGAACAUGAGAACUUGCUUCAUGCUGGUGUUUCAGAUACACUCACUCAAACUCUAGAAAAUUAUUGGAUCAUCCGAGGCAGACAAGCUGUAAAAUCGUGCUUGAAUAACUGUAUCGUUUGCAGGAAAUUUAAGGCAGAAAAGGGCACUCAAGUGAUUGCUUCAUUACCAGCGGAUAGAAUUCAUGAAGCGAAUCCCUUUGAAAUCACAGCUGUUGAUUUUGCUGGACCUUUGUUUAUUAAAAAUGGAUACAAGGUUUACAUUUGUUUGUUUACUUGUGCAGUCACACGUGCAGUUCAUCUUGAAAUUGUUUCUAGCCUAAGCACCGAACAUUUCAUUCUAGCAUUUCGUCGCUUUGUGACAAGAAGAGGUGUUUGCCGAACUAUAUACUCUGACAAUGACAAAACUUUAAAAGGUGCAGAUGUAGAACUGAAGAAAUUAUAUGUAACUAUCGUUGAUCCACCUGUACAAAAUUAUUUUUUUAUAAAAAGAAUGAGAUUGCAUUUUGUUGUUGAAAGAGCAGCUUGGUGGGGUGGAUAUUGGGAGAGAAUGGUGAAGAUGACAAAAGGUAUUUUGAGAAAAUUACUAGGAAAGGCUUCAGUUUCCUUUGAAGAAUUACAAACCAUUUUGACUGAAAUAGAAUCUGUUCUAAAUUCUAGACCACUUAAUUACGUUUACAAUGAUCCAUCAGAGCCAUUCCCUCUCACUCCUACUCAUUUCCUAACUGGAAAACGGUUAACAUCCUUACCGCACCAGGCUGGUCAUGUUAAAGAACAUAUUGCAAUUUUGAUAGGGGAUGACAAACUACCUCGGCAGCUGUGGAAGCUGGGAAAGGUGAUGGAGUUGCAUAGAGGCCGUGAUAACAAG
Stegodyphus dumicola is the source of this 1266-nucleotide messenger RNA. RefSeq lists its product as uncharacterized. The record is from RefSeq and is a predicted model, not a curated record. Lineage: Eukaryota; Metazoa; Arthropoda; Arachnida; Araneae; Eresidae.